Bactrocera tryoni is the source of this 2589-nucleotide messenger RNA. RefSeq names its product nose resistant to fluoxetine protein 6-like. Bases 26 to 2149 code for a protein of 707 amino acids. The record is from RefSeq and is a predicted model, not a curated record. The transcript is spliced from 11 exons. Lineage: Eukaryota; Metazoa; Arthropoda; Insecta; Diptera; Tephritidae.
CUUAUACAACAUUGGUCAACGAUUUAUGUCUGUUGCCACGCCUUUUGAUGCUGCACGUAAUCCGAAUGCCUCUCCAAAGUGUCGCAGGCAAAUGCGACGUUUUCUAGACGGCUUGAACAACUUUGAUUUCUGGGCUUUAAAAAUGCAUGACGCCACAGGCAAGAUCACUUCGGGCAUACUCAAUGGCAACAUUAAUCAGCCGGGUGACUUCGAUCAGUGUCUGGGCAUCAGCAGCGCUCCGGAUGACGCAGCAGCAGUCGACGAUGAGGCGGAUGCUGAAAUCAAGGGACAGUAUUGUUUGGCGUACGCACAGCCGGUGUUGCCACAUAAUUCGCAACGUUUGCGCGCCUUAUUCAAACUCAUACAAUCGCACGGGCCUUUCAAGAGCGAAUUCAAUGAUCCUGGCCAUCGUGUACCACGCUACUCACUGAUCAACUGGGGUAUUUGUGUGCCGGACGCUUGCAGCUACCAAGACGUGGAGUACACGGUAAAGGAAUACCUGAACAAUUUAACUACUUCCACCGGCAUUUCGUUCCAAGUGCGCGUGGAGCCGAAGUUAUGUCAAGUGCGUGACAACAAGCCAUGGGACCGCAAUACAACAUGGGCCGUGCGCUUCUUUCUCAUUAUACUCUCCAUUACUGUGCUAUCGACCAUUUACGAGCGCUGCACCAAAGCGGAUCAAAAGCCGAAUGAAUGGUUCACCGCCUUCUCUUUGGACAAAAAUCUACGUUGGCUCUUUAGCACCAGCUCCACGCCGAAUGACAUUGAGGCGGUGCAUGGCAUACGCUUUCUAAAUGCGGCAAUGUUGCUCUUCUCUCACAAAUCGAUGGCAAUGUUCUUUAAUCCCUAUAAUAAUCGUACGGAAAUGUCGGAGAGCUUGGGCCGCCCUUGGACCGUAAUAGGACGUGCUGCCUCGCUCUACACCGAUCCAUUUCUGCUCUUUAGUGGUAUGUUGACAGCAUACUCACUCUUCGGUCGUCUCUUCAAGGGGCAGCCAGUGCGUUUGCGAAAUGAAUAUGUCAGUCGUUUAAUCCGUAUCGUACCCCCACUAGCCGCGCUCAUACUCUUCUGCACUUUUGUACUACCAUUGUGGGGUUCGGGACCGCAAUGGAACUUGGUCGUUGGACAUCAUGCGGACAUUUGUAAACGAAACUGGUGGCGUAAUCUACUUUUCAUACACAACUACUUUGGUUUCAGUGAAAUGUGUUUGACACACACACAUCACCUGGGUAUUGACACCGAACUCUUUGCCGUCGCGCCUUUAAUGAUACUAGGUCUGUGGAAAUGGCCAAGAAAGGGUUUAUUCACUUUGUUGUUACUUGGCGCUAUUGGAACUGCAGCUCGCUACUACACCACCGUCGUGAAUCAGCUGUCCAAUUACAUAUACUUUGGUACAAAUAUUCAACGCCUCUUCCGCACAGCCGACUACAUGUACUCAUUCCCACCACACCGUUCUACAGUAUAUAUCAUGGGCAUUUUGCUUGGCUAUUGUUUGCGUAAAUACCGUGGCAUACAACUAACGAAAACACAGCUACGCCUUGGCUGGGUAGUGGCCACGGCAUGUGUACUUGUUUCACUGUUGGGACCCGCACCAAUGGGCGACAUCAACUACCAGUACAACACUACACAUGCGGCCAUAUACGCAGCAUUUGCGCCGAUUGCUUGGUGUAUAUUCUUUGCGUGGAUCGUUUUUGUUUCGCAUAAUGGCUAUAAGAACAAAUUCACAGAGAUGCUUUCAUGGAAGGGUUUUCAAGUGUCUACAAAAUUGUCCUACGCCAUUUACCUAACACAAUUCCCGGUAUUUUUCUUUAAUGUUGGCCGUCGGCGUCACAUUCAUCACUACUACAACUUUGUUUCCAUCAUUCUUGAUACCAAUGAAUUUAUUUGCAUAUUCCUCGCGUCGGUUGCGCUCACAAUCUUUUUCGAUGCGCCAUUCCAAAAUAUUAAAAAACUUAUUUUCAAACGCGCGCCGGCUCCGAGCAACAAACUGGAAAAUGGGCAUGUGAAGACAACACAAAUCAGUAGCGAUGCGAAACAGCCACAAUUAUUAGAAACAUAUCCCACGUCAGAGUCAAACACCACAGCAUCCACAACACUGACCAACAGUUCGACUUCAAAUGGGAAAGUCACACAUGAACACAGCGAAUAGUCAUUAGAUUUUAGUUCAAUAAACUGGUUAAUAUUUUAUUUAGCUUAAAGUUCGUAAUUAAGUCAUUAUUUAAUAAUUAGCGCGAGGUUUAGUCCAUAAGUCUGUGAUGCGUACGCCCUUUACUGCUGUAAAUUACAUACCUUUACCUUCUAUAUACUAUGUACAUAAGUAUGUCAACUUGUCCAACACAAUAAUUUUUAAUUUAUAAAUACGCACAUUAAACAAAUAUAAUUUAGAAACUUAUUUUUUGAGUUUGUUUUCCUAAGCAUUUUGGACACCAAACUAACCUUGAUGAAGCUUUUAUUUUCAUAUAAAACUUGACAGUUGACACUUAAGCAUACUGGAAAUGAGAAACAAACUGUAAAUAGAUAAAAACUGUCAUUUACUUUGCGGUAUCUUGCUCAAAAAGUUUAAAUAAAAUACAUGCUAUUGUUUUUACA